AGAGAGAGAGAUGAUUUUCAUUGUCUUUUCAUGAUUCAAAUGUAGAUGUUUUUCUUACCAAAAGAUACAAUCCACAGAAAAACCAUUGAAAGCAACCAUCCUGUGCCUAUCUGUGUGAGAAUUUUACAACUACAGUUGUUUCAAACUCCUCGUCUCUGUUGUUUCUCUUCACCGAAUUCAAAUAUCUAAGAACUGCUAUCCAUUAUACAAAUAAAUUGAACCCAGUAAACGUGUUGUAUCUAAGGUUAACUGGAUCGUGGGUUGCUCAGGUACAUGGUACAAGAAUGGGUACAUGUUACACUACUUCCUCCAAUACCUGGCACACUAGGGGUAGGGUCAUGUUUCUCACUCCAGGUCAUAUAUCAAGCAUAUGAAGUAUUGUUUUAUAUAGGAAUUGAUAUAUGGAAUAAAAAAUGUUAUUAUUGUCAAUCCCACAUGCAUAGUAUAAUAUGCAUGCUAUUGCAGAAAUCAAACCAUAAAUCUCUAUGCUCUAAAUAUAAAUUUACAUUACAACUUAAUCAAUACUAAGAAGUAUAGAACAAAAGUUUUGGGGCGUAAAAAUAGUGAUCUGGUUUUUAAAUGACCCAUACGUGAAUCACAUUAUUUGGAAUGAAAAAAGGUAGGGUUUUAGCAAUUUAGGUAACAUUAGUUUGGUCCCCUCUAUAAAUAGUUUUCUCCUUUGUAAUAAUUAGAACAAGUAAAAGAAAAACCUUGGGAUGGAUGUUUUAAAAAAUUUGUAUGGUGGCGCUAAAUGACCAUAAAAAUAAAUGCACUCUGGUAAUAAUAUCUGGGCGUGUAACCUUUUCACAUUUAAAUCCAUCGGUUUCUCCACACCAAACUGGGCUGGUUGGCUUGUCUGCUCUUUUUUUAUAUAUAUAAUUACUUCAAAGAUUAUCCCAUAUAUAAGAGGCUUUUAACAUAUCCUAAGCUUCCGUCAGGAUUCCAGUGAGACCAUCUGAACUCAGCUUUCUUGAAAUACCUAUGAGGGUUGAGCACAUGGUGCUCUGCAUCUGAGUGUCAAAGUCAUGGGUUCAAUCCCAUCUUGCCGAUAAAAGAGAAAAAAAACCAAACAAACAAACAAAGAAAAGCUACUAAUAAAAGGUAAUUAGCAUCAUUUCCAUUUAAAAAUGUUCUAGAUUAAGUCUACAUUUGGGUGCACUAGUGAAUUGAAUUGCAAACAUCGAGUUUAAUCAAGAGAAGAUGAUAAAAGUAAAUGAUGCUCCCUGGUCUUCAUAGCAAGGAAAUAGCCCCAAAAUUGCAGUUGUGUUUGUUUCAAGUCAAACUUCAAAGUAAUGUCAUUGCAAUUUGGAUCCUAGUCUCUUUAUAUGAAUGCUAAGGAAGGAAAUUGAAAUAUGUUCUUUCUACUUUAUUAGACUAGUAACCAUCAAUUCAAUCCGGAAUCAAAUGCACCCUGAGAGAUGAAGACAAAACGGGUUUUUGUUAUCAUGCAUUGAGGUUACGCUAUUGUGGUGGUUUGAUUAUCUUGAUUCUGUCAUUCCCAUAGCCAUGCUUGUCGUCUGGACCGGUUGGUUUUCUCCGGUGAUCGGGGAGGCUGAUUUUCAGACAUUGAAUGGACCACUUCCAACAUCAAGAUGGCAUAUGCAGCACAACUCUCAAAGGAAGAACUUUUCUUUUGUAUUGAAAGGAGGCUGGAGAGUUGGACUUGAUUCAGAAGGUUGAGCAAUUUGUUCCAGAUGGCAUUUUCUAAAGUAAUUCGGAGCUGGACCUCAAAAAAGUUCGUUUCUGGAUGUGUCAUUCUGUUUCCUCUAGCCGUAACAUUUUACAUCACCUGGUGGUUCAUUUGUUUUGUGGACGGCUUCUUUUCCCCAAUCUAUGCUCAUCUUGGGAUCAAUGUAUUUGGUCUAGGAUUCCUCACUUCAAUUACCUUCAUCUUCUUGGUGGGUGUGUUCAUGUCGUCGUGGUUGGGAGCUUCUGUUCUUGGUCUCGGAGAAUUGUUUAUUAAGAAAAUGCCACUCAUAUGUCAUAUCUAUGCUGCCUUUAAGCAAAUUAGCGCCGCAAUAUCACCAGAUGAGACUUCUCAAGCCUUCAAGGAAGUGGCCAUAAUAAGGCAUCCACGCAUCGGUGAAUAUGCAUUCGGCUUCAUCACAUCUAAUGUAAUCAUUCAGAGGAAUGCCAGUGAAGAGGAGCUUUGCUGUGUUUAUAUACCCACCAACCACCUCUACAUCGGAGACAUCUUUCUCAUCAAUCCAAAGGAUAUUAUCAGGCCAAACUUGUCUGUUCGAGAAGGGCUUGAAAUAGUUAUUUCGGGGGGCAUGUCAGUACCCCAAAUCUUGUCUACGGUGGACGUACGGUCAGUUUUAGGAGACCGUGGAAGAGUUGUUAAGAGUCCAAAAUUCCCUGGUGCAAUAGACUAAUUCCACGUGUAAGAAAUGUAUGCCUUUUAUUAUUUGUAAUUGAAGGCCAUCGAAUCUCGUCAUUUGGGGUAAUGACCAGACUAGUGCCCAUGGUAGGGUAGCUACUGAGAUUUUGCAUUUUUAAUUUAAUUGUCUUACUCUAACCUAUAUGGAAGAAAACAGGAAAAAGAAGUGGAGUUGGGACCCCAGUCUUAUGAUCAGUGAGCAAUUCAAUGGCAGCAUAUUCAUCUCUCUAAUUUCUUGACCACAUGUUCAUGAUUCUUGAGAGAGAGAGAGAGAGAGAGAGAGAGAGAGAGAGAGAGAGAUUCUAUGAAGUUAUUGGUGAAUGUAAUUUUCAUAUUCAUGAUCAAUGUUACCUAAAACACUAAACCCCCCACGAUUUCCGUUCCAGAUCAUGUCAUU
This is a messenger RNA of Magnolia sinica, 2777 nucleotides long. RefSeq names its product protein CONTINUOUS VASCULAR RING 1-like. The transcript has 7 exons. The coding region runs from base 1695 to 2375 and encodes 226 amino acids. The record is from RefSeq and is a predicted model, not a curated record. Gene Ontology annotation, cellular component: Golgi apparatus. Lineage: Eukaryota; Viridiplantae; Streptophyta; Magnoliopsida; Magnoliales; Magnoliaceae.